Messenger RNA from Cricetulus griseus (Chinese hamster), 575 nucleotides. The record is from RefSeq and is a predicted model, not a curated record. Lineage: Eukaryota; Metazoa; Chordata; Mammalia; Rodentia; Cricetidae.
GUGGAGUCCCCGGGGCCAUCGGGGGACGAGUACCCGGAGGGACCCGUCCGGGCGAUCAGGGAAAGGAAAGGAAGAGCAAGGGCGGAGAACCAUGGCAGCUCUGGUUACCGUGUGCGCUGGUGUAGGGAGGAAAAGCUUGACACCGGCUGCAGUCUGCCUCGCGGAUCGCGGAGCUCACACCGUGCUGUGGAGAAGAGGUUGUUCACAGUAUAAACAGGUAGCCAGCAAUGAGGACCUGCCAAUCCCGAUGGAAAACCCCUAUAAGGAGCCCCUUAAGAAGUGUAUCUUGUGCGAGAAACAGGUUGAUUAUAAGAAUAUACAGCUUUUGUCCCAGUUUAUUUCUCCAUUUACUGGAUGCAUUUACGGAAGGCACAUAACAGGUCUUUGUGGAAAGAAACAGAAAGAAAUAACAAAAGCCAUUAAGAGAGCUCAGAAAAUGGGACUUUAAUUAUCUCUUUACAGGGUUUAUGCCGGUUACAUACAAGGAUCCUGCAUAUCUCAAAGACCCUAAAGUUUGUAACAUCAGAUACCGGGAAUAAGUUGUGUAAAGUACUGCCAAUAAACCUGGAAGUGGA